GGGGAGGCCGCACUCAAUUUUCUCCCUCCUCCACUCUCCAUCUCCAGGACGUCCGUCCCACUCUCCAGUGUGCCGCACCUCUCCCCUCCGUGACAGUUCAGCUUGACGAGACAAAAAGGGGAACAAAAAGUGCUCCUCCUACCUUCCGUGAUGUCAGCGCCACCGCCGGCCGGCGGCGGCGGCGGCGGCGGCAGCGCCCUCAUCAACGAGGUCCUCACGGACGACGAGCUACGCGCGGUGCUCACGCGGCUGGGCCCCGAGGCGGAGCGGGACGCGUUCGGGCUCGUGUGCCGCCGCUGGCUCCGGAUCCAGAGCUCCGAGCGGCGGCGCCUGCGCGCGCGCGCCGGCCCGGACAUGCUGCGCCGCCUCGCCGCGCGGUUCCCUGGAGUCCUGGAGCUCGACCUCUCUCAGUCGCCCUCCCGCUCCUUCUACCCCGGCGUCAUCGACGACGACCUCAGCGUUAUCGCCGGCAGCUUCCGCAACCUGCGCGUCCUCGCGCUGCAGAAUUGCAAAGGUAUCUCUGAUGUUGGAGUUACCAAAUUGGGAGAUGGACUGCCAUCUCUGCAGUCCCUUGAUGUUUCUCGCUGCAUAAAGCUGAGUGACAAAGGUUUGAAGGCGGUUGCACUAGGGUGCAAAAAAUUGAGUCAGCUGCAAAUCAUGGAUUGCAAAUUAAUAACAGAUAAUUUAUUGACUGCUCUAUCAAAGAGCUGCCUACAGUUGGUAGAACUUGGAGCUGCGGGAUGUAACAGAAUAACAGAUGCUGGUAUAUGUGCUCUGGCUGAUGGCUGUCAUCACAUAAAAUCACUAGACAUAAGCAAAUGCAAUAAAGUUAGUGAUCCUGGAGUCUGUAAGAUUGCUGAGGUUUCUUCAUCGUGCUUGGUGUCAAUAAAGCUAUUGGACUGCAGCAAGGUGGGAGAUAAGUCCAUCUAUUCGUUAGCUAAGUUCUGCCGUAGCCUAGAGACUCUUGUCAUUAGUGGAUGUCAGAACAUUAGCGAUGCUUCCAUACAAGCACUUGCUCUUGCUUGCUCCAGCAGCUUACGGAGCCUGAGAAUGGACUGGUGCUUGAAAAUAACAGACACAUCAUUGCAAAGCCUGCUGUCUAAGUGUAAACUUCUUGUGGCUAUUGAUGUUGGAUGUUGUGACCAGAUAACCGAUGAUGCAUUCCCUGACGGGGAAGGAUAUGGGUUUCAGUCUGAACUGAGAGUUUUGAAGAUCAGCAGCUGUGUUCGGCUCACAGUUACAGGGGUCAGCAGAUUGAUUGAAGCCUUCAAGGCUCUCGAGUACUUGGAUGUUCGGUCAUGUCCGCAGGUUACAAGGGACAGCUGCGAGCAAGCUGGAGUGCAGUUUCCUGUUGGCUGUAAGGUGAAUUUCGAUGGGAAUUUGCUGGAAUCUGAUCCAUCUGCUGAGAGGUUCUUCUAGAAUGAACUGUGAUCUGCAAACUUAAUGUGAACUGCAAAAUUAAGAUUUGAUGAAGAGCGGUCAUGUAGAUGAGCGCUUGACAUUGCUGUUUUUCUUUCACCGCCAAAACCUAUGCGAGAACCGGAUAUCACAACAGAUGCAAACCACGAUCAUAUUCAGUACCCAAUUCAAUAUGCAUGUGAUUUAAUCUGUAGAAAGUAGUGCCAAAGACCAUGAAAUGAGUUGUCUGAUCAAAGAACGUAUAUGCAUUAUGUAUUGUGCCAAUGCAGCGGGUGUAUUCAAAAUGUAUAUUUUAAUAGACUGGUUUCAGUGGAUUGAACGUAGUUCUGUUUUUAUCUGCAUCGCUUGUACAGUUCUUUGUUGUGGCGCUAUGCCAAACACAAACAGGGAAAUAGUGUUCAGUCUGUUGUCUUGUGCUCAAACACUGCUCCCACUUAGAAGAAUUGGUGGGAUGUAAGCGACA
This is a messenger RNA of Sorghum bicolor (sorghum), 1882 nucleotides long. RefSeq names its product F-box/LRR-repeat protein 20. NCBI's taxonomy places the organism in Eukaryota, Viridiplantae, Streptophyta, Magnoliopsida, Poales, Poaceae. Gene Ontology annotation, molecular function: protein binding. The transcript has 2 exons. Gene Ontology annotation, cellular component: SCF ubiquitin ligase complex. The record is from RefSeq and is a predicted model, not a curated record. The coding region runs from base 151 to 1419 and encodes 422 amino acids. Gene Ontology annotation, biological process: SCF-dependent proteasomal ubiquitin-dependent protein catabolic process.